AUGGACGCCGCCACACAAGAGACCGAGCGGUGGGACGAUGCGUUUGAACUGGAUGCCCACCAGUCCCUGGACCAGAUCUUUGAGCUGCUCCAACGCCACUGCCCGCAGUCGCCUCUCUCCGACAGCUCUGACCAGAGCGACUACUUCCAGGCACGCUCACCCCCUCCUCCUCCUCCCUCUCUUCCUACCAGUCUUUAUUGUACCACGAGAGCAUCCGCAACAACAACAGCACCAACAACACCUGCAGCAGAGGUUGCAAAAAUAUCGUCAUUGUCGCCUGCCUCCUCGGCCUCUUCCUCUCCUCGGGCAAUCGCUGCCUCUGUUACUGCUCCCUCGACCAUUGCCACCUCCACAGGAUCACUUCUCUCUAAAUACAAAUCAGCCGAUGGUGGUGGGGGUGACAAGGACAGUCCGACGCUUUCGACCAAAUCAAUGACCACCAUUACUCAGGAAAUGAUGCUCUCCAACCUGCCGGCAUACACCGGAAUCAUCACCAGGAUCAAUCCUAUCAAGCGCGUCAAGGCAUGGGUCGACGACCUCGAGGAUUUGGAAGUUCCCGAGGAGGAUUUGAACUUCAACCAUGUUCGGUCCAUCCUCGCAAAGUCGGCAUUUAUGCCGGAGACAUUGGAGUCCAUUGACAGCUGGGACACGGACAGCGAACGGUCUCUCACUACCAGUGAUCGUGUCGCCGCGACAGCAGCGGGCGUGGAAGGUCAGCCAGUGUCGCCAAUACCAAAGUCAGGGACCCCGCAUAUACUUCGGUAUCAGUCUGCAGGAACGGCAUCACCAUCAGAAGGUGGCGUCGACGGUGACAAUGUUGAAACGGCAACCGGUGGCCAGCAUGGAGAAUCGGAAAAGAUCGAGACUUUGGACGAUGCCUUCGAGAUUCCCGACGACUUUGGAUCAUUUCGGCUGCGCAUGUCUCCAUGCCUACAGACUCGAUCGGGACCGCAGGAGAUUGUCAGCUACCGACAACAACCCGCCUUACUACAAUGGCGAGACUCUGGAUCGGAUUUUGACGAAUUCGACAUUAGAACACCCCAGGACAGCCACAGCCUCUCGAGUAGCGAAUCAAUAUCAAGGGAGAGCGUGGCCGAUGAUGAUGACAACCUCCUAGAUGGCAUUGAGUUUCCAGAGGCCAUGGAAGAUCUCCGGCUGGUGACGCACCGGCAGUACAAGGUCGAGAUGGAACCCUCGAUAUUUGGGAAGGAGUCUCGACUACAGGAAGAGCAGGACGACUUUUGGGAUGGUCUUGAGAUCAACGACGACGACGCGUUUAAUCACAAGGGGCGCAACAAGAACUUGGUGGUGAGGCCGGUCAUUGCAGGACGGGAACGCAGCAGCUCACGCGUUCAGAGGGAGGUUGUGCCGCUCAAGGACUUUGUUGCCUUACCGUCAAGGAUACCUCGACUUUGCCGAGGACCCACCGAUACCUCCCGACCUGUCACGCCAGCAGCCAGUCUCUCGCGGGCCCAUUCGACACACAUCGACCUGCCUCUUCGACAUAUCUCUUCAAAGUCAUCGCUUCCACGACUAAAACGCAACAGCAUCUCUAGGAAAGAAGGCGCCAGGAUUGGAUCAGGUCUGCCCACAUCAGGACAGACCAUGCUGUACAAUGACAGCAUUUUCGCCUCGACUCCUUCAGUUCCGUCAGCUCCAUCGGCACUAUCAUCAUCCAGGAGGAAUUCAGCACUUGUCAACAAGGACGACCUUCCCAGCUUCAAAGCGGGUACUUUGGCCAUGCGCUCAGUCUCUUUCACAGAGCCCUCGCAGCCUGAACCACCAACAACAACAUUGCCAGUCACAGCCGAAGAGGCAGCAGUCGCUCCCAAACCUCAGCUAUCGACAAACGCCGGAAGACCCUUCUCGAGCCUUCGCACAUUUGUGCGGAGACUGGAUCUCACUCGUCCAAGGUUCUCUAUCCGUGGACAAAUCCCAGCCUUUCACGCGUCCAUCACUGUUCUUCCAGAAUCAUCUGCGGUUCAGGAUUCCAAGGCGUCGGAACUCAAACCCAUCGAGCGAACAACACCCCUGACAGAUGACUUUAACGAGCAUCCUCGCCACCACAACUAUCUUCAACCGAGACCAUCGCUUUCAAGGUCGUCUUCGUUCACAGAUUGGGGCUCCGCUGUCACUUCGACAGAGACAGCCAAGGAGAGCAGAUCGCCAUCCCGUUUCGGUACAUUAUCCCUGGGCGAGAUCUCUGAGGGUGGAUCGACGACGUCGGACUUGGGCGAGAUGGCAGCAACAUCACCCGUGGCGGCCGGAGAAAUAAUUUCGGGGCGUUGGUUCCUGAAACGCUCACCUAAGCAGAGCAUGUUGAGCGACGGGUCCGAGCUGGACCGGAUUGACAACUUGCCAACAUUUGGAUCUGGAGAGCAACAGCUGCAAAAUCAACAAUUGCUGGACAGAGACCGACUGCAGGCUAUGCAGAUGGCAGCGGCAGUUGCAGCGGCUCAGGGGCGACGACAGUCGUUGGAUCGAGUGUCUGCUUGGUUGCGUAAACCUCAGUCGAUGGUCAACCUGAGGGAGAGCCAAAAGCCUGAAGUGCAUCGAGCAGAAUCAGACGUGUCGACAACAAAGGUCCAAAAGGCAAAGUCCAUCAGGAGAUCCCUCUUUGACAUCUUUAGCCAAACUACAGCACCUGUUGAGGAACCAAAGGUCGAGCUGGUGGAAAAGGACAAGGAACCAAACGCGAAGGGACAGAAACUGAAGAAGAAGGCUUUCAGUGGACCAACUUUGAUUCGGGAUCUCUCUCAGACCAAGGUGCGCAAGGUCUCUGGAAUGGUGUUCCAUCCAGAUUCGAAGAUGUGGAACGGGAACGAUCAUAUCCUGAACGAGUUUGAUGACGAUGUGGAGGAAGAUAACGACAAUGGCAACAGCCCCAGACAACAACAGUACACCCCAUCGACAACCACUGUGGCAGCGUUUGAAUCCCCUUCGCCGACAUCUCCUUACUCGCAGUACUUUUCAUUGUCAGCCUACUCGCCCACCGCGAUUAUCCGCCCAGCUUUGAUCUCCAACAUGAACCAGCAUUCAAAGCAGCGGACACAGGUUGCAGGAAAGAUGAUCUUUGAUCCUAGCCGGAUGUGCUGGAUCAUUAACCCUGAGUACCUGACCCGGAAGCGACAAAAGAAGCACGGCAACCAGCAUCAUCUCCACCCUCGACAACCCUCCUUGGACGACACUUGGGGUGACGAACCGGAUGUCUUUGCAGGGAUGAGUGACAGUGACAGAGAUCACGAUGAGGACGAGGACGAACAGGGGAUGGAGAUUCUAGAUAAUUUUUCGCCGACUGCACUAACAUCAACAGCAUUAGCAGGAGCAACGGUCGUCUCUAUAUCGGCGAACAGCAGUCUAGAGAGGAGUAAAGGCCGUCGGUUGAUCUCGCGUCCUUCAUUCCGGAGGACGCCGAGCCAGGAUUAUUUGGCAGAUGAGGAGCGUCUUCAGACAUGGGCUGAGCCUAUGCGACACUUACCUAUGGAUGCGGCAGGCAACGGCAGUGGCGGUGCAGACUCGCGUCCAAAUUCGAUGGGUGUCCAUUCGAUCGUGUCGAAGUCAAGUCGUCGCAGCCUGAACAUGACAGGCGGUUGCUCAAAUGGACUUUUUGCUGGAGGCGGAUACAGCAGCCGUGGCGAGUUUGAGGUUGGAGUCGAGUUUGACAUCACAGACGACUUUCUGGAGCAGUGUAUGGCAACAGAGUCUCAGCACCGAAAAGAUGCCGGCAAGUUCUUUGCGCUCCCUUGCUCUCCUGCUGAACCUUUGCGUUCCACGUCUCGUGAUCGUACGCCACGAAGGAUGCCGUCCAAGGUUUUCAACAAGUUGAGGAGGUCCUCUAACUCAAAUGGCCAUGGAAGCAAGGACAAGGACAAAGAGGAGAUGGAGAAAGAUGAUCUCAAGCAUGGCAAGGAGAUGGUCUCUGCUGACAUUCUUCCAGCCCCUCUUGACAACAAAAGGGAGGCCAGUUUGUCUCCUUCAGCCCCACUACCAUUGUUGUCGUGGCCCCACAGGAUAAAGUCCAAGUCUGUCGUUCAAACCCCCAUCCUCGACUGCAUAGGCCUGCUUCCACCACUCGAGACCCAGAAGCCAGCUACCCUCAAGUCUCUGGUCGUCCAGCCAGAGAAGAAGUCUCACGCCACUGUACCCAACAAGUUCAAGAGUCUUACCUUGGGUCGUGCAGGACUCUUCACUCAUGCUUUGGCGACCCCGCCCGCACAAGCGUCGACAUUGUUCUCCCGCGUGCACACGGGAAACAAAGAAAAAGAGAGCGCUCCAUUGACCGAUCGCAGCAUUGCAGUCCCAUCCCGAGUCCGCAAGAGUUCUCGCGACAUGUUCUUCUCCCAGCGCAUCACGUCGAAAAAACCUCACACCCCAGUGGUAUCCGACCGAGCGACACUCACUUUCGCAGCGACCUUUGCAAUCGCCCGCAAGGGCAGCUCGACCGCAUCCGACCGACGCCGGAUCAGUGCUCAAACCUUCCAUCCAUUAACCAGCACAAAUACAGCCCUGGAUGGAAAAGACGGUAGCAAUGGCAGUGCCAGUGCUAGCAACUCGGGCGAGUGGGGUUUCAAGAGGGAUAGCCGGUUCUUUGCACUGGAUAUUGAUUCAGGCAUUGACUCUGAUGAGGCCGCAGAGGAUGAGGAUGACUGUGAGCGAGGGUAUCGAAAGAUGCCCAAUUCUCGUGGUCGACCGCCGCGGAGGAGUCGAAGCCAGCUGAUCAUGGAGUUUGCCCAGCAUUCAGGGCCUGGCUACCGAUUCUAA
This is a messenger RNA of Linnemannia hyalina, 4761 nucleotides long. The record is from the annotation of a GenBank genome assembly. NCBI's taxonomy places the organism in Eukaryota, Fungi, Mortierellomycota, Mortierellomycetes, Mortierellales, Mortierellaceae.